Messenger RNA from Musa acuminata subsp. malaccensis (wild Malaysian banana), 3567 nucleotides. RefSeq lists its product as uncharacterized. The record is from RefSeq and is a predicted model, not a curated record. Gene Ontology annotation, molecular function: oxoglutarate dehydrogenase (succinyl-transferring) activity; thiamine pyrophosphate binding. NCBI's taxonomy places the organism in Eukaryota, Viridiplantae, Streptophyta, Magnoliopsida, Zingiberales, Musaceae. Gene Ontology annotation, cellular component: oxoglutarate dehydrogenase complex; mitochondrion. Gene Ontology annotation, biological process: tricarboxylic acid cycle.
GAGACCCAGCGGAAUAAGAGAAGCUCCCGUGCUCGAUGAGCAGCGUACGACGCAAAGUUGGUGCCGGGCCUUCCGCCCUCCGAACACGAACCUGCGCCCGGGGUCUCGCCUUCCCCUACCCCUUUUCGUCAGGCAGGUGUUCUGCAAGAAAGCUGAAGUUUUUACUCACGGUGGACUCCUCUUAGUCGAGAUCCAUCGCCAUGGCGUGGCUUAGGGCCGUGUCAGGUGUGGCCACAUCGGCAAUUAGGAGAAACCUGGCUCAAGCGCCGCAUCACACCGCCAGACUGCGCGCCCUGCCCCAUCCGCCGGCCCGGACCUUCCACUCCACUGCCCUCAGACGGAAGGCCGAGUCAGCCGCGCCGAUCCCCCGCCCCGUGCCCCUCUCCCGUCUGUCCGACAGCUUCCUCGACGGCACCAGCAGUGUCUACUUGGAGGAGCUGCAGAGGGCCUGGGAAGCCGACCCCAACAGCGUCGAUGAAUCCUGGGACAACUUCUUUAGGAACUUUGUUGGACAGGCUGCCACCUCGCCAGGAAUCUCCGGCCAGACCAUCCAGGAGAGCAUGAGAUUGCUGCUGCUUGUCAGGGCCUACCAGGUCAACGGCCACAUGAAGGCCAAGUUGGAUCCUUUGGGUCUAGAGGAGCGGGAGAUUCCGGAGGAUUUGGAUUUGGGCCUCUAUGGAUUCACGGACGCAGACUUGGAUAGGGAAUUCUUCCUCGGUGUGUGGAGGAUGGCCGGCUUCUUGUCGGAGAACCGCCCUGUGCAGACCCUCCGCGAGAUAUUGAACAGACUGGAGCAGGCAUAUUGUGGGAAUGUGGGGUAUGAGUACAUGCACAUCCCUGAUAGGGAUAAGUGCAAUUGGAUAAGGGACAAGAUCGAGACGGUGAAACCAAGGGAAUACAGUCGGGAUCGUCGUGAAGUCAUUCUUGACAGGCUCAUUUGGAGCACUGAGUUUGAGAAUUUCUUAGCUACCAAGUGGACAGCUGCAAAGAGGUUUGGCCUCGAAGGUGGAGAAACCCUGAUUCCAGGAAUGAAGGAGAUGUUCGAUAGAGCGGCUGACCUAGGGGUGGAGAGCAUUGUUAUUGGAAUGCCUCAUAGAGGAAGGUUGAAUGUCUUGGGUAAUGUUGUCAGGAAACCGUUGCGUCAGAUUUUUAGUGAAUUUAGUGGUGGCACAAAGCCUGUGGAUGGAGAAGUUGGGUUGUAUACAGGAACUGGUGAUGUGAAAUACCAUUUGGGUACUUCAUAUGAUAGGCCGACCAGGGGUGGGAAAAGGAUUCACUUGUCUUUAGUUGCCAAUCCAAGUCAUUUGGAGGCUGUUGAUCCUGUUGUGAUUGGGAAGACAAGAGCAAAACAAUACCACUCCAAUGAUACCAAGAGGAUGAAAAAUAUGGGUGUAUUGAUCCAUGGAGAUGGAAGCUUUGCGGGGCAGGGUGUGGUUUAUGAGACUCUACAUCUCAGUGCUCUUCCCAACUACACUACUGGUGGAACAAUUCACAUAGUGAUUAACAACCAGGUCGCUUUCACCACUGAUCCUAGGUCAGGAAGGUCUUCUCAAUACUGCACAGACGUUGCUAAAGCAUUGAAUGCACCAAUCUUUCAUGUCAAUGGAGAUGAUAUGGAAGCAGUUGUACAUGUUUGUGAGCUUGCAGCAGAGUGGCGACUGACAUUCCAUUCUGAUGUGGUGGUUGAUGUUGUUUGUUACAGACGAUUUGGCCACAAUGAGAUAGAUGAACCCUCUUUCACACAACCAAAGAUGUAUCAGGUCAUUCGGAAUCAUCCAAGUGCACUUGAAAUUUACCAAAACAAGCUUUUAGAGUCAGGAGAGAUCUCUAAAGAAGAGAUUGAUAGGAUCCGCAGCAAAGUCACUUCCAUUCUGAACGAGGAGUUCAUUAAUAGCAAAGACUAUGUUCCAAAAAGGAGGGACUGGCUUUCAGCAUUUUGGACAGGAUUUAAAUCUCCAGAACAGAUAUCACGUAUUCGAAACACUGGAGUAAGACCUGAGAUUUUAAAGCGCGUUGGACAAGCCAUUACAUCUCUUCCUGAAAAUUUCAAGCCUCAUAGAGCAGUCAAAAAGAUCUUCGAGCAACGUGGUCAGAUGAUUGAAACUGGGGAAGGCAUUGACUGGGCAAUGGGAGAGGCGCUAGCUUUUGCUACUCUUAUCAUAGAAGGAAACCAUGUUAGGUUGAGUGGCCAAGAUGUCGAAAGAGGUACAUUUAGUCAUCGCCAUUCAGUUAUUCAUGACCAACAAACGGGAGAGAAGUACUGCCCUCUGGAUCAUGUUCUGAUGAACCAGGAUGAGGAGAUGUUCACUGUCAGCAACAGUUCGCUUUCAGAGUUUGCUGUCCUUGGAUUUGAAUCAGGAUACUCAAUGGAAAAUCCUAAUUCAUUGGUACUUUGGGAAGCUCAGUUUGGUGACUUCUCGAAUGGUGCUCAGGUAAUGUUUGAUCAGUUUUUGAGCAGCGGAGAAUCCAAGUGGCUUCGCCAAACUGGGCUUGUUCUUCUACUUCCCCAUGGUUAUGAUGGUCAAGGCCCAGAACAUUCAAGUGCACGACUGGAGCGUUUCCUCCAGAUGAGCGACGAUAACCCGUAUGUAAUUCCUGAGAUGGAACCAACUCUACGGAAACAAAUCCAGGAAUGUAAUUGGCAAAUUGUCAAUGUGACAACUCCUGCUAAUUAUUUCCAUGUUCUGCGACGUCAGAUCCAUAGGGAGUUCCGGAAACCUCUGAUUGUAAUGUCUCCCAAGAACCUGCUUCGUCACAAGGACUGCAAAUCAAAUCUAUCCGAGUUUGAUGAUCUGGAGGGCCAUCCAGGAUUUGAUAUGCAAGGAACACGCUUCAAGCGCCUUGUAAAGGACCAGAAUAAUCACAAAGAAGUUGAGGAGGGUAUUAAUCGUCUCAUCUUGUGCUCUGGAAAGGUCUAUUAUGAACUUCACGAAGAACGUAAGAAGUUGGACCGUAAGGAUGUUGCAAUUUGUAGAGUCGAACAGCUCUGCCCAUUCCCUUAUGACCUAAUUCAAAGAGAGCUUAAGCGAUAUCCAAAUGCAGAGAUCGUCUGGUGUCAGGAAGAGCCGAUGAACAUGGGUGCAUACGGUUACAUCACUCCUCGCCUAUAUACCACGAUGAGGAUGCUAGGUCGGGGGACUUUUGAAGAUAUCAAAUAUGUUGGAAGGGCACCUUCUGCCGCAACAGCUACCGGUUUCUACUCGGUUCACGUCCAGGAGCAGACUGAGCUUGUACAGAAAGCAAUGCAGCCUGGUCCGAUCAGUCAUCCUCAUUAAAACUCUUCUUCUGUUUCCGAUUCUAAAGGAAUAAGAUGGAAUGAGUUGUUGCCUGAACUCUGUGACAUGUUUCAGGCAAGGUGUUUAAGCUCAUGAACCAGUUCAUCAUUAAUUGUUUUGGUGCCUCUGUUGUCAUUUGCAAAUGGCAGCAAGCGGUGAUUUUUUACUUGUAGUAUUUCCAGUGUAUAACAUGUUGGUGACAGUCCACCACCACAUUCAUACCGUGAAGACCAUGUGAGCUUCACAUGUUCGAUCAAUUGACGUAUGUACAGUAUUUUCUUUUCGUCGACAA